AAUUGUUUUGUUUACAAAUUUCACAAAAUUUACUUAUCAAAUAAAAUUUGAUCAAUUUAAAUGUUGUGGCUUAUUGUAGGUGUAAUAUUGAUACUGACAAAAACAGCGCAACCAAUACCCUACGACUGCAAUGACUUAUUGAUGGGUCAAUAUUUAUGUCCCGAUCCAGCCAGAAAGUACAUUGAUCCGGAAACGCAACAGCUAAUAGGCUGCACAAAGGAAAAUAAAGCAAAAGUUUGGUGUGUGGCAGUAGACGGUAUCGAAUGCUUAGAAACGGGGAAUACUACAUUUACACGUGAAAUGCCUUGCAAAUGGACGAAUGGUUAUCACUUGGAUACGAGCUUAUUACUUGCAGUAUUCCUUGGUAUGUUUGGAGCGGAUCGAUUUUAUUUGGGUUACCCAGGAAUUGGUUUACUAAAGUUUUGCACACUUGGUGGUAUGUUCUUGGGACAACUAAUAGACAUUGUACUAAUUGCCACCCAGGCAGUGGGGCCGGCAGAUGGAUCAGCGUAUGUAAUUCCAUAUUAUGGCGCAGGUUUAAAAAUCGUACGCAGUGAUAACACUACAUAUCGUUUGCCAAGGGAUGAUUGGUGACAAAAUGUCUUCAAAUUUCAAUGUUUAUGUUAUGUAUAGAAUUAUUAUAAUUAAGCUAUAAAUAUUGUAGAUACUAGAAAAUUUAAAAGGUAAGUACAGAGUU
Teleopsis dalmanni is the source of this 697-nucleotide messenger RNA. It is a transcript of the gene bisc, whose product is annotated as TM2 domain-containing protein CG10795. The record is from RefSeq and is a predicted model, not a curated record. The transcript is spliced from 3 exons. The coding region runs from base 61 to 594 and encodes 177 amino acids. Lineage: Eukaryota; Metazoa; Arthropoda; Insecta; Diptera; Diopsidae.